CGGAGGCAGAAGUUAACUUCCACCUGCCCUGAAGUCGCCGCUGCGCCGGCAGCAGGAGGCGGAGGCGGAGGCGGAGGCAGGCGGGGCAGCCGAGGACCCGGCUCUGGCAGGCUCCGAGGGUCCGGCCGAGUGUAAUUCCCCCCUAAUCCCCGCCACGGCGGCGCUUCCCUGGCCGAGCCAUGUCUGCGGCUUCCCCGCCAUGCCGAGCCUAGCGGGGAGCGGGAGGACUGGCGGCCGGGAGGCGCACAAAAUGAAGACCCUGAUGCGCCACGGGCUGGCCGUCUGCCUGGCGCUCACCACCAUGUGCACCAGCUUGUUGCUCAUGUACGGCGGCAUCGGCAUCGGCAUCGGCGGGGGCCACCCGGAGCCGCGGCGGCGGCAGCAGCAGGUGGCGGCGGUGCCCAGCCGCCCGCCCGAACGCGGCCAGCGCCACCCGGCUCUGUCCGUCGGGGCCGGCCUCCUGGAGGGCUACAUCAGCGUCCUGGAGCACAAGCCGCUGAGGAUGCACUGCAGGAGCUGCGCGCUGGUCACCAGCUCGGGGCAGCUCCUGGGGAGCCGGCAGGGCCGCAGGAUCGACGAGAGCGAGUGCGUGAUCCGCAUGAACGACGCGCCCACGCGCGGCUACGGCAACGACGUGGGCAACAAAACCAGCCUGCGGGUCAUCGCGCACUCCAGCAUCCAGAGGAUCCUCCGCAACCGCAACGAACUCUUAAACAUGAGCCACGGCGCCGUGUUCAUCUUCUGGGGCCCCAGCAGCUACAUGAGGAGAGACGGCAAAGGCCUGGUGUACAAUAACCUGCAGCUGAUGAACCAGAUACUGCCUCAGUUAAAGGUGUACAUGAUUUCUCGCCACAAGAUGCUUCAGUUUGAUGAUCUUUUUAAACGGGAGACUGGAAAAGACAGGAAGAUAUCCAACACUUGGCUUAGCACGGGCUGGUUCACAAUGACUAUCGCAUUAGAGCUCUGUGACAGGAUAAAUGUUUAUGGCAUGGUGCCACCGGAUUUCUGCAGGGAUCCUAAUCAUCUUUCAGUACCUUAUCACUACUACGAGCCUCUGGGGCCAGACGAGUGCACAAUGUACAUUUCCCACGAGCGGGGCCGCAAGGGCAGCCACCACCGCUUCCUCACCGAGAAGCGCGUCUUCGAGAACUGGGCUCGGACAUUCGACAUCCGCUUCUUCCAGCCCGACUGGGAGCCACAGCCGCUGCCUGGAGCCCAGCCCGAGGCCAGCCCGCUGGCCUGAGCAUGGACACACGGACACAUGGACACACAGACCCAGCCCGCUGGCCUGAGCACGGACACACGGACACAUGGACACACAGACCCAGCCCGCUGGCCUGAGCACGGACACACGGACACAUGGACAUACAGACCCAGCCCGCUGGCCUGAGCACGGACACACGGACACAUGGACACACAGACCCAGCCCGCUGGCCUGAGCACGGACACACGGACACAUGGACAUACAGACCCAGCCCGCUGGCCUGAGCACGGACACACGGACACAUGGACACACAGACUCAGCCACGGCACCUCCCACAGGAGCC
Melozone crissalis (California towhee) is the source of this 1547-nucleotide messenger RNA. RefSeq names its product ST6 N-acetylgalactosaminide alpha-2,6-sialyltransferase 5 (gene ST6GALNAC5). NCBI's taxonomy places the organism in Eukaryota, Metazoa, Chordata, Aves, Passeriformes, Passerellidae. Bases 200 to 1243 code for a protein of 347 amino acids. Gene Ontology annotation, molecular function: alpha-N-acetylgalactosaminide alpha-2,6-sialyltransferase activity. Gene Ontology annotation, biological process: oligosaccharide metabolic process; ganglioside biosynthetic process. The transcript is spliced from 5 exons. The record is from RefSeq and is a predicted model, not a curated record.